UUUAGAAGCUACAGCUUGUCAGAAAUAAGGGUUUAUAAAUAUUAGCAGAAAAAAGCUAUUAUUUAGUAGAAUUAAUGUAGACAUUUUCGAAUAUCACUUUAGUGUUUUAUGCAUGUUCACUAUAUGUGAAAUUAAUUCGCUUAUCCGGGACAUUUUGGUACUUGAUGUCAGCUGCAAUUGGUACACAAUACACUAAAUGAAAUAAACAGAAUGGAAGUAGUGGUUUAUUUGGCACUGUUUGUGUUGGCUUCUGUGUUUUGUUUUUCAUCAUUCAUACUGAUUAUUAUGUGUCGACGACGUGCACAGGCAAGAGGACGUUUGCGUGCGGCGAUGACAUCAUUGCGUUUUACUAAAGUUAAUAACGAAAAUGUAGAAAGCGUGGUGCAGCUUGGACCUCUUAUUGCCCAAAUUCUUGAUAACAAUCAGUGGAUUUAUGAUGUUUCCGGAAUGCUGCAGCAUUGCGUUGUAGUUUUGAAACUGUGCCAUGCUUUAACUGAAAAACUCUCUGUAAUUCAGCUUAAUUCAAUUGCACCAAAACUCAAUGAGCAAGUUGUUACAGCUACUGCACGAAUUAUGCCUCGUUUCGAUGAUUUGAUACGAACAGUGGCUGCUGGCCAAGUAGACGUACGUUUGUUGGAAGCUCGUGCUUCGUCACUUGUCAGUGCUUGUUGGGCGCUCGCGUUUCCUUUUACAGUAAUUAGUCCGAAACAUAUGGAUUCACUGGAUGGAGUUUUAAAUGAAAUGGAGGAUCAUGUUGAGGCGCUACGUUUGAUUGUUCGACACAUGGAAGAAAACUUCAUGGUACGAGAAAAAAAUGCUGACCGAAAAUUGCCAUCAUCAUUAGCAGUUAUUGAGGAGACACCGCUCAUGGAAUCUUCCACGAACAGAAAUGAUUCUACAACCGAUUCUGUACAUAGCGAUGAAGCUCCAGCUGAUCCAAUGGCACCGACAAAAUAAGUUUAUCUCCAGCAGUGGUCGAUGAUCAAAAAUUGCAAACUGAGACCCGUCUGUUUCAAUACGACACUGAUUUCUAUUUUCGUUGCUUUUUUACUCUUUAUAUUGGUUGGAGAAAUAUAUGUGU
Messenger RNA from Loa loa (African eye worm), 1081 nucleotides. RefSeq lists its product as hypothetical. The record is from RefSeq and is a predicted model, not a curated record. Gene Ontology annotation, cellular component: endoplasmic reticulum. The transcript has 6 exons. Lineage: Eukaryota; Metazoa; Nematoda; Chromadorea; Rhabditida; Onchocercidae. Bases 211 to 957 code for a protein of 248 amino acids.